GAUGCUCGGGUGCGGCAUGUAGCAGUAGCAACUUUAGCCAGAAUGGUUCCAAAGUUGUUUUUCCAUUGUGACCAAGGACAAGCUGACCCUGUAGUAGCGGCAGCUAGAGACCAAAGCAGCGUCUACCUGAAACUGCUCAUGCACGAGACCCAGCCAGCAUCCCAUUUUGCUGUCAGUACAAUCACAAGGAUCUACAGAGGGUACAGUAUUUUGCCGAGCCCCACGGAUGUCACCAUGGAGAAUAAUCUGUCGAAGGUCAUCACUGCAGUUUCACACGCGCUGACAACAUCAACCACUCGAGCAUUGACGUUUGGUUGCUGUGAAGCUUUGUGCCUGUUAUCCACUGCUUAUCCAGUGUGCACAUGGAGUGUUGGGUGGCAUUGUGGGUAUGUGACAUCAUCUAGUGCACAGGCUUCCCGGAUCCAAGUUUACAAGAAUCGGGGUCGAUCUUUU
This is a messenger RNA of Staurois parvus, 453 nucleotides long. The record is from the annotation of a GenBank genome assembly. NCBI's taxonomy places the organism in Eukaryota, Metazoa, Chordata, Amphibia, Anura, Ranidae.